Molecule: messenger RNA, 1350 nt
Organism: Striga hermonthica
Lineage: Eukaryota; Viridiplantae; Streptophyta; Magnoliopsida; Lamiales; Orobanchaceae
Source: the annotation of a GenBank genome assembly
AUGGGCAAAGCCUCGAAAUGGUUCAGAAGCCUGCUGGGCCUCAAGAAGCCCGACCCGAAACCAGACCCUGACCCGAAACCACAGUCCAAGAGGAUAUGGAGCUUCGCCAAGCCCCACAGGGGAAAGGCCCCCCACAGAUCCCAACACACCACCGUCGCUCCGACCGUCUUCGACGACGAAGGUGCCAGCAGACACGCCGCCGCCGUUGCAGCCGCCACCGCCGCCGUCGCGGAGGCCGCCGUGGCUGCUGCUCAGGCGGCCGCCGCGGUUGUGAAGCUGACGGGCGGGGCCGGCGGAGGCGCUUCCUGCUCCGCCGCGCACGUCAGUCAAGCGGGCGCAGGCAACGGGCUCCGGGAUGAGUGGGCGGCCGUUAAGAUUCAAUCCCAUUUUCGUGCUUAUCUGGCAAGGAGGGCAUUAAGGGCACUAAAAGCAUUGGUGAAGCUUCAAGCACUGGCAAAAGGUUACCUUUGGAGGAAGCAAUUUGCUGAGUAUUUACAACAGAUGCAGGCAAUUGCACGCGCCCAAGAAAGGGCCCGAGCUGGUCGAGCUUUGAAUUCCGAAACUUCUCAGUCGAGCACCAAAUCUUCCAGCUUCAACAACUAUAAUAGCCCGGUAACUCCUGAGAAACACCAGCCUCUAACGACAAUCAAGAGAAGUGUUACAAGAAAAUCAGACGGCUCGACCGGGAGCAAUAAUAACCGCACGAGCCUAAAAUCCAAUGAGAGACAACAAGGAUCAUCGUCCUUCACUCGAAUAGUCCCGAUGGACGAAUAUAAAACUGACAAGAUACUCGAGGUCGACACGGUCAAAGUCAAACCACACGUCCCCACGACACCCCCCAAAUAUUAUUACUCGGGCCACCUUCACUCGCCCAACGAGGCCCAAUCUUUCAGCAGCCCGUUCAAAUAUUCGCACGACCAAUUGGACGAGACCAACAGCCCGCUUAACUACUCGGUUUCAUCAGUGGGCGGAAGCUCUAAACGGGUCCAAAUCACGCCCACCAAGAGUGACGGGUCGAAAAGCUACUCGAGCGGGUAUUUGGAUCACCCGAAUUACAUGGCGUAUACUGAGUCUUCAAAGGCUAAGGUAAGGUCCAUGAGUGCUCCGAAACAGAGGCCUGCAGAGUAUGAAAGAUCAAGUUCGGCCAGUAGAAACUCAGAAUUCGGUAAUAAUAGCAUUAAUUACAACUAUAAUUACAAUGAGUCGAAGGUUAGUGGCGUUCAGAGAGCAUCAGCAUUGCAUACAAACUUCACGAGCAAGGCUUAUCCAGGCUCGGGCCGGCUGGACAGGCUCGGGAUGCCCGUGAGAGAUGUUUCGAGCUUCAGUGGUAGCCAUUGGCAUAGAUACUAG